This is a messenger RNA of Ruditapes philippinarum (Manila clam), 2441 nucleotides long. RefSeq names its product cell death abnormality protein 1-like. The transcript has 6 exons. The annotation marks the transcript as partial. The record is from RefSeq and is a predicted model, not a curated record. Lineage: Eukaryota; Metazoa; Mollusca; Bivalvia; Venerida; Veneridae.
GUCUUAAUGACGGGUGUUCAGCUGAUAACGAGUGCACAGACGUUGAAAAUGCUGAAUGUGGUACUGGCGGUAAAUGCACUUGUAAAGAUACACACAAACCACAUGCCACAGACGGAACUUGUGAACCUAAAGGUCUUAAUGACGGGUGUUCAGCUGAUAGCGAGUGCGCCACCGUUGAAAAUGCUGAAUGUGGUACUGGCGGCAAAUGCACUUGUAAAGAUACACACAAACCACAUGCCACAGACGGAACUUGUGAACCUAAAGUUGUAGGAAGUACUUGUAGCGGAAGUGAGGCAUGUCCCGGUGACGAGAAUACAAUAUGUAACAAUAAUAAAUGUGAAUGUAAAGAGGACUUUGCAGAAAAGAAUGACGUUUGCACAUUGACUGUCAGUGGAAAAGAUUGCUCAGAUACAUCAAAAUGUGAAAUUGACAAUGCUGUCUGUGACACAGAAACUAGUAAAUGUAAAUGCGACGCUGACUUCACGAUGAACGUUGACAAAUGUGACCCGAAGAAUGCUGCUGCGAUGACUGGGUUCGGAGCAAUUGUGUUUUUGCUGUCGGUUCUAUCAGCAUGUCUUAUGAUGUUCUAAAGGACAAGGAUUUUGUUGGUUUCAAAUGGAUUUGUAUCCGUCACGUCCAGCGUUUGCUUUAAUUUGCUCGUGUGAAAUCUAUAAUUCAAGAAUUCAUUUAUUUUCCUUAAUUAAAAAGCAUCAUACAAUUUCUAUGUUUCAUAAUUCAUUGUUACUUUAUUAUUAAUAUCAACUUAAAUAGAGAGACAUUUACUUUCGAUUUUGCUUAAGUCUGUGUUAUGGGGCGUGGACAGUCGUUCGCAGUACUGUCCAUGAAUAGCCUCAAUCUAACCGAGCCUGCAAUAUAUUUUUGAUUUCGGUGUUCUGGACUUUCUUUAGGGAUUCUAUUUCUCUCUAUUUUACCCAUAUAUAUUUUCUAUGAAAUUUAUUCAUUGGUAAUGACGAUCCUUACAACACACAACAGAAAGGCUUAAAAAUGCGUUUUUUAUUUUCAAAUGAGGAAUUUUAAAGAUUAAAGCUGCAUUAAAUAAAUAUCAUAAGAAAAGAAAUAGCAACAUUCCUUAAAUGUGCUUCAUAUCGACUCAUGCCUUUAGUUUGGUGCCCAGACCACCAAAAUGGUAUUUUAAGCCUAAAAUUCGCAACCUCAUUGUGGAAAAAUCGGACGUACAAUUUUUGUAUGCGUGAGAAACUCGCCUUUGAGUCAUCCGUACAUCAAUAGAAAAAGAACAAACACUUUAGGUAGCAGUCCGAAUUUAACGGAAAAUUUCUGCAUUAUAUUACGGAUGUUUUCAUACAAAUUCAAUUUUUUAUGUGAUAAUUACUUUCUUGUUAACGACAGAGCUAAUGCACCGUGAAACUCAAACGGUAAAAUUUUAUUUGCACAAGGAUAUCUCAUAUUUGCUGUGAUUUGCAUGGUUACAAUUGAUUUACCACUGUGACGUAGCGCAUACACAAGCUAAUUAGACUAGUCUUUAUUUGUAUGUUAAAAUAUACGACCUUUAGUGUUACCGUGGGGUUUUCCUUUUAAAAUCAUAACUUAUGAACAACUUUAACGAGAUUAACAACAACAGCAACAAACAGAAACACAUAAUUUUAGCACAUUAUAACAAUAUUGUUAAGAUGGUAGUUCACAUUUUGAAUCAUUAUAUGUAUUCAUUGUUUUCUUUGAUAUUUGUAUCUUUUUAAACAGUUUCUCAUUUUCUGUUCAUCUGUGUUUCAAAAUAUUCAGAUUAAGAAGUAAAUUUUACAACUGUUUAGUUCUUAAAUGAGGGUUAAUGUUUACUAUAUGAAAAUAUUUUGGUUGAUCGUUCUACUUUUAUUUCAUUAAAAGUGGUAUGUUGAAAUCGAAAAGGUAAUUAGUCGGUAUAGAGUAUUAUCCGGGAAGAAUUUAUUAUAAAAAGUUAAUGAGUGUUUUGAUUAAUUGUAUCCUCGUUUGAAAUAAAAUUAUUCAUACACGUUUGUUUAAUGCACACACUUAUCAAAUAGAAUUGUAUCAUUGUGUGUAAACUUGAAGCUAAACUUGUGGACUUAUUUAAGACAGUUUAAUGACUAGUCACAACGAGAAUAUAUGAGAUUGGAGAUAUCAUCAGUAUAUGACUUCACACAUGUUACAUUACCGUUUAAUAUUCCCGAUGAACGCCAUGUGAUUAUGGAUAAACGUUUCUGCUCAUUUAAGAAUCUAUAUAAGUACACAUUGUGACAUUUUAGAAUAUCGUGUAUUCAAUAAGAUCUUAAAUACAGAAACAUAAACACAAAAUCCCUUGUUUCUUUAAAAUGUUGUACUUCAAAACUUUUAGCCAUUUUUAAUGAAAAGUUAUUUGGUAUUAUUAUUUAUAAUCUGCUAAAAAUGAUUUAUCUGUUAUGAUAGUAUUUUUUUAAAAAAGUAUUCCUAUAAUAAACAGUUGUAACAUA